AUGGCUAAUGCCACUACAGUGGAUGAAUUUCUUUUACUUGGUCUGACCAGCACACAAGAGUUACAAUCUUUCUUUUUUGUGAUUUUCUUUAUUAUUUACCUGAUAAAAUUGGUUGGCAAUGGAGUGAUAGUAGUGAUUGUUAUCUUGGAGCCCAAACUCCACUCCCCUAUGUACUUCUUUCUGGGAAACCUUUCUUGUAUGGAUAUUUGCUAUUCUUAAGUGACUCUGCCCAAGGUGCUCAUAAACCUUCUCUCCUCUUAGAAAAUCAUCUCCUUCUUAGGCUGCAUUGCUCAACUCAAUUUCUUCCAUUUUCUGGGAAACACAGAGGCCAUCUUAUUAGCCAUCAUGGCUUUUGACCGCUUUGUGGCCAUCUGCUACCCCCUGCGCUACAUGCUCAUCAUGAACCACCAGGCGUGUCUUCUGCUAGCAGGUGCAGCUUGGUUGACCAACUUACUUUAUGCCCUGAUGCAUUCAGUCAUGACGGCGCGCCUUGACUUUUGUCACUCUCAGAUAGUCAAUCACUUCUGUGAUGUCAAGCCUCUCUUAGAACUUGCUUGCAACAAUACAUUACUCAAUCAAUGGCUUCUUGCUGUUGUCACAGGCAGCAUAUCCAUGGGGGCCUUCUUCUUAACUCUUCUCUCCUACUUUUAUAUUACUGGCUUCCUUCUCUUUAAGCACCGGUCCUGCAGUGUGCUUCAAAAGGUGGUUCUUUGGCUCCCUGAAGUGGCCAUCUUCAGUUGUGAGCUCUCAAACACUUCUGGCCCGGCUUUAUACGCUUUCCAGGAAUAG
Echinops telfairi (small Madagascar hedgehog) is the source of this 789-nucleotide messenger RNA. Its product is annotated as olfactory receptor 12D3. Gene Ontology annotation, cellular component: membrane. Gene Ontology annotation, biological process: G protein-coupled receptor signaling pathway. The record is from RefSeq and is a predicted model, not a curated record. NCBI's taxonomy places the organism in Eukaryota, Metazoa, Chordata, Mammalia, Afrosoricida, Tenrecidae. Gene Ontology annotation, molecular function: G protein-coupled receptor activity; olfactory receptor activity.